GUUACUCUAUUUAUUUGCAGCAUCUCGACGCUGCAAAUUAUCUUAUACGGAGACGUCUUUUUGAGUUGCCGAAGACGUACCCCGUGAAAGCCACCGUACUUGAUUCAUCAUUUGCACAAUAUAUUCCUACCAGAUACGAGGAAUUCAAGAAAAAUGGCAGGACUUACCAAUGGGACUCGGACAUUCUUGAUUUCCUGAAAGGAGAUGCCAAAAAGUACAAGAAGCCUUGGGGUGAUUGCAACGAGGUCUACUUCCACUGGUGCAUGGAAAAUCGGCACUGGGUCCUUUGCGAAAUAAAUUUCGCUGAUUGGAUGAUCACUGUAUUUGACUCAGAUCAUUCUAACUUUAGCCAUAAUAAGUUGUCUGAGUUGAUCGAGCCUUGGACUAGGAUGCUUCCAUCUUUACUCAACGCUUCUGGUAUGUUUAAAGGACACCCCAAGUUGAAAAUAGCUAGACCGAAGAUCACCGUUCCAAACUUUGAUUGGCGGCGCAUGUCCACUGAUAUUGUCCCACAGUCUAGAACCAGCGGAGAUUGCGGCGUAUUCGCCAUCAAACACUUGGAGUUCAUUCUUGGAGACAUUCCCUUAUCAUAUGCCAUCGAGGACAACAUUCAGUACUUCAGGGAUAAAUUAUGCAUCGACAUUUUUUAUGAGAAUGUGUACCCUUGAUGUUAGAACAUUUAUUUUGAU
Humulus lupulus (European hop) is the source of this 689-nucleotide messenger RNA. RefSeq lists its product as uncharacterized. Gene Ontology annotation, biological process: proteolysis. Bases 264 to 668 code for a protein of 134 amino acids. The record is from RefSeq and is a predicted model, not a curated record. Gene Ontology annotation, molecular function: cysteine-type peptidase activity. The transcript has 2 exons. NCBI's taxonomy places the organism in Eukaryota, Viridiplantae, Streptophyta, Magnoliopsida, Rosales, Cannabaceae.